This is a messenger RNA of Eurytemora carolleeae, 4226 nucleotides long. RefSeq names its product SLIT-ROBO Rho GTPase-activating protein 1. Gene Ontology annotation, molecular function: protein binding. Lineage: Eukaryota; Metazoa; Arthropoda; Copepoda; Calanoida; Temoridae. Gene Ontology annotation, cellular component: cytoplasm. The record is from RefSeq and is a predicted model, not a curated record. The transcript is spliced from 11 exons. Bases 1 to 3765 code for a protein of 1254 amino acids. Gene Ontology annotation, biological process: negative regulation of cell migration; signal transduction.
AUGACAGUAGAAUCCGUCUUGGCUGUUAAAUUCGCUUUGACUGUUAAAUCCGCUUUGGCUGUUAAAUCCGUCUUGGGUGUUAAAUCCGUCUUGGCUGUUAAAUCCGCAUUGUGUCGUGAAAUCGGAUUUGAGAUCCAUGAAGAAGUUUUGAAAGUUCUUCAUGAGCUGCACACAGCUAUGAAAACCCAUCACACCUACCAGUCAGAGUUCAGGCAGGCUGAAUCUAAACUCCAGGUUGUAGAGAAACAACGGACUAAGAUCAAGGAACAGAUACCGAAAGAGAAACUGGAGAAGAAUCGUAAAUAUAAAGUGAUAGAGAAGGAGGUUGCGAAGAGAACCAGUAAAUAUACAGAAUCAAGGUUAAAAGCAACUAAGGCGAGAAAUGAAUACCUCCUCUGUAUGGACGCAGCAAAUGCGUCAAUUCAUAAAUAUUUCGUCGACGAUUUAUCAGACUUGAUGGACUGCAUGGACUUUGGAUUCCAUCAGUCCUUGGGAAGAGCAAUGAUGAUGCGCUCAUCAGCAAUGGAACAAGUUCGGAAAUCAUUACAGCAGGAUAUUGACGCGAUGAACAAGGUUCUGGGUUCCCUUGACUCCAGGAGGGACAAGAAGUACUUCUUGGAGAAGAACGAUCAGGCUUUCAUGAUCCCCAAAAAGUUUGAAUAUCAGCCUGUCCGCCGGGACGAGACGGAGCAGAUACAUAAACCGGUGGCGGAGGAGUUGGAGUCCAGGAAGCGGAAAUUGGCGGAGAGGUUGGGUAGCCUCAGGGCGGAGUCAGAAGAGAUUUGGAAGAGUCUUGAGGCGGCGGAGAAGACCCUCCUUGAGAUGGUUUCAUGCAAUGAUUUUGAUACAACCAGAUAUUUUGUGGAGGAUGAAGCGUCUAGAAAAGAGCGUGAAUCUGACACCUUGAACACUAAACAGAAAGUUGACCGCCAAGAAACUGAACAGUUUUACCUGGCAAAAUUUCGCGAAUACAUUCUGAACAGUAACCGUAUCUCCAGGCUACAGGCUAAGUAUGACCACAUCAGAAAAUGCCUCGGCGAUAAGAACAGUGCGGGACCGACCGCCACCCUACCCCGCCCCAUUGCCAGCUCCCGCCGAAGAAUCGGCCGAACAAUGGCCGGCCAGCCUAAGCUGUUCGGCGGAAGUCUGGAGGAGUACCUUGAGUCUACAAAGGAAGAUAUACCUCUGGUUGUUAAGAGCUGUAUAAGAAUGAUAAAUCUGUAUGGACUACACCAUCAGGGGAUAUUUAGAGUUUCAGGCUCACAGGUCGAGAUUAACAACUUCAGAGAAGCAUUUGAGCGGGGUGAGGAUCCCCUGGCAGAUGUUACCGAUGCUAGUGAUAUUAAUUCCGUCUGCGGAGUUCUUAAACUCUAUCUCCGGGAGCUCCGGGAACCUAUAUUCUCUGUCCAGUAUUUUGAUCAGUUUAUGGAGCUUUCACAAUUGGAGUCUAAACACGAGUUCGUGUUGAAGGUGCGCGAUCUAGUUAAAACCUGGCCACGAACAAUAUUCGUUGUGAUGCGAUAUAUUUUUGCAUUCUUAAACCAUCUCUCAGAAUACAGUGAUGAGAAUAUGAUGGAUCCGUAUAAUCUUGCCAUUUGCUUUGGUCCCACCCUAGUCCCUAUACCCACGGACCGGGACCAGGUCCAGUACCAGAACCUCGUUAACGAGCUCAUCAAGAACUUCAUCAUCUUCCACGAGGAUAUCUUCCCAGUGGACGGGUUGGGUGUGGUGUAUGAGAAGUAUAUCUCGAGUGAACCUGAUGAUGUCCAGGAGUACGGAAACGAGGAUUCAGUUCUAACAGAGGAUGAUCUUGAGUCAGAGGUCACGGAGGACGAUUCAGUUUUCAAAGAGGACGAGAGCUCAGAUAAUAUUAGAGAUAUAUCUAUAGAAUGUUUUGGAAGUAAGUUUGUAUCUUUCUCCUCGCCUUCAAACUCCCUUUCCUAUGUACACCGUUUCAUUGUUUUCAUGUACACUCUUUUAUUGGUGUAUUGGUGUGUUCAAUUUUACAUUUGUUAUUGGUGUGUUAGCGGGGAUUGGUGGAGAGGAAGUGUAUCAGGAAGAGAGGGACUCAUCCCGGACAAAUAUAUUCUUCUUAAGAUCAGAGGAGAGGAUGAACCAAGAGAAUCUUUAUCCUCAAUAUCCGAGGAGUCAAGACGGAGAACAUCAAGUCAGAGUGAACCUACCCGUUCCAGCUCCAGUCCCAGGAUACAGAGAUCCCACAACUCCGUCUCAUGCCCCCCAGUUACCCCGCCCCUUUCCAGGGCCCUCCCACAUAGACAUUCAAUCAGCCACGCCCCUGGAACCGUUGUAGUGACGCCCCCUGGACAGGUUCGGUCAACGGUCAUAUCUCUUCCUCCAGCAACCUCUAGGGAUAGCAUCUCCGUAGACUCCGGAAACCCUUCUCCGGAUACAACCUUCACCAGUGAGCGGGUUUCCAGGUCUCCAGUAGGACCUGGAUCCGAGUCUGACUCUAGAUCUAUAGAUCUAGAUUCUCUAUCCGUGGAUGGAGACUUGGAGCCAAGGAUAGUCUCUGAGACCGGAGCUACGGUCAUCCAGGUUUCUUCAGGAUCUCCAGUAGACCAGAGCGUUCACUCUGCAGAGGUUCAAUCUCCGGGUCCAGCAUUGGUACAUGAAGGGAUAAGCCGGGGUUCUAUCGACAGGACGGUUCGAAGCGGAGCUCCGAAGUUAUCUCCGAAGUUAAAGGUUCGAGUUUCCUCCGUGGAUAGCUUAGCGAGUACAGGAUCCAACCAGGAACUCAAGGAUGAAUUGGAGACUAGUCUAGCUGAGGUUAAAGCUGCAAUAGAGGACGUGGUUCGACGGGCUACUCCGGAUUCAGACGGAGCAGCUUCACAAUCCUUACCACGAACUCCGGAGGAGGAAACUGUCCUGGAGCUAGCGAGUCGUCCGGCCGGAUCAAGAGAGGGAAUAGGUCGGAAAAUCUCCCUGGAGGAUGUAGAGCUGAGAAGGGUGAGUAUGGAAACUGGAGCUAGACCCAGAUCAGUUCAAACUCCAUCUGUUACUCCGCGAUCCAGUAAACCCUUGGACGUGGAGUCGGUUCUUCUAAAGCAAAGCAGCUGGGGGAGUAGAAGAGGACCUAGAGAACCUAAGGACCCUGAAACUCCGGAUGAACACGUCACAGCAUUUGUAAAAAGAAAGGAACUGUGGGAGAAGAGAACGAACAGUACUCCAAGUAGCGAUGAAGAGAAGGAGCGAGGAACUCCUAACUUCAGAGGAAACCGGGAUUUCUGGGAGCAGAAAUCCUUGGGACGAAAGAAAACUCCUGGUCAGACUCCAGAUCUUGUAAUGGACCUACCAGCCGGAGCUCUAGCAAGUAGUCCACCCGUUCCAGCUCCGAGACCACGUAAGUCCCGAUCUCCGUCCUCCGAUUCUGUCGGAGCUCGUUCCAUCAGUUCCGAGGAUUCACUGACAACCUCUCCAAUAUCUAGCGCAGACACAUUUGCAGCUGAUACAGAUACAUUAAAGAAACCCCAGUCAAAUCAAUCCACUCCGGUCUCUCAUCCUAAACCUAAACCGAGACCAGAACCUCUUCUCCUUGCUAAUACUCAACGAUCCCAGGUUGUUCCAAUCCGUUCUCCAGGUCCCAGGACACCAACACUGACUCCUAAGUUUGGAUCCGUGACACCCAGAGCAGAUUCUUCCUUCUCCGGAGCAACCUCGUCCUUUAAACCAUCUGUGAGAGUAAAACCUUUGGUUCAUGUUAAACCAACAGAAAUUAAAAAAGACGCGUCCAAAGAUUUGAAGUAAAAUUAUGUUUUAUCCCCAUCUCUCACUUUGUCGAGCUUAUUUUUUUCAAGCAUUUACAGACGAAAAUUGCAACUAUUUUGCACAAAUUGAGAAUACCAAUAUGAUUUAUUUGCAAAAAGUGCAAAAAUGUUUUAAAAUUUUGACAAAAAUUGAUCUCCCGAUGUAUGACUAUCAAGAAUGAUAUAUUAAAAUUUUCCUGUUAUAAAUGUUUUGAAUCCUAUUCUAUUACAAGAACAUUAUAUAAUAACAUUAAUCUACAAUUAAACACGAAUCCACAGAUAAUUUCAUACUUUUAUAUCUCGUGCUUUUUCAACUAUAAAUGUAUGUAUAGUGUACAGUGUACAGUGUACAUGAGUGUGCUACUGUAAAGAAUGAAAAGUAUAAAUUUUGUAAAUUAUUUUAAACUGUUUACCAUGAGCCUAGUCUGCUUAAUUUACCGUAAUAAACGAUAUAAAUGUGAA